UAUUUAAUAUGUCAUAGGAAGGCGGCAAGCUUAGAUGGUAUGACUGCUCAUCUCACUGCACAUCGCUGUCACAGAUAGACUCCUAAGCGUUUGGUAGGAAACAGUUUCGAUAUCGACCAGUUCACGCGCGUGCUACGCCAAAACAGUCUCGAUACAGAGACAGUAAUUAGGUAAUUGCGCUCAAAAGGAUGACUUCAACCAGUACAUGGCAUGCUCAUAUCUACGACAAUCCACCAAAACAACCGACCCCUUACUUUAUAGCGACGAUUCUAGGCCUCGACUCGUCUCAUCUACCAGUGUUUGUGAACACUGAAAACUUAAAAUCGCCAGACCUCAAGCAGAGAAAGAAACAGAAAUCUGAUUCAGACACGAGUGAGGAGCGAGAGGACAAAGAAGAAACCAGUCAUCCGCGCUCGAAACAAUCGUCCACAGAAAAAUCCCACAACUCCUUACCCAAGAAAUCUGCUACAAAAGGAAAGGGAGACAAGGAAAUCGGAAAAUGUAAGAAAAAAAAGAAAGCAAGGACCACUUUUACGGGUCGUCAAAUUUUCGAGCUUGAAAAGCAAUUUGAGGCGAAGAAGUAUCUGACAGCCACGGAACGAAGUGAUAUGGCUUCACUUUUGAACGUUACAGAAACACAAGUAAAAAUAUGGUUCCAGAACCGUAGGACAAAAUGGAAAAAGCAAGAGAAAGAGAUUAAUGAGGACGCGAACCAUAAUUCAGAUGAACAGCGCACCGAGUGUGGUAAUGAGAGCGACUCUAGCUCUCUAGCUGGGUCUAUUGAUAACAAUAACAGCAACGAUAGGAGUGAGAAAAUGGACGAGGAAGGCAUAGAAAGCUCUGAUAUGAGUUAAAACCUAUUUCCUGUUUGGAAAAACAUCAACUCAUAAGUGAAAUAAUAAUUACUGAAAGGCCAGUUUGUGGCGAGUUACAGAAAGAGGUCUACGUGUUAAUUGUUCAUUCAAGUUGCCAUCACAAUUCUUCUAAUGUUAAAGACCGGUUAGGCUAAGAUUUCUUCACGUAGCGGAGCCGUAGAAAUUAACUAUUGACCCAGAAUUUUCGAAACACACCAUUGAGUACAAAAGUUAAACCGUAUCAAAAAUAAGCAAAUUAUAAUGGGAAUUUAUAGCGUAUCUACGUCGCCGUGUUAAAGCGACGUGGGGUUUGAGGGCUGAAGAUGUGUAAUCGAUGCUUGGCUGUCUCAAUUACUUUAAAACGUUUGAGAUGCAGGGCAAUUAACGCUCAGCUUUCCCUUGAUAGACGUACAAUAUGUAGCAAACGGAACUCUUAUGACUAACAAUGAGACUCUUGGGAAGUGUGAUAAUCUUUGUUUUAAUACUGCAAGACUUCACGCAGUUCCUAAAUAGAGUUUACACCUAACUGCUCAAUCAGAAUUUUUGUAAAUCGAAUACAAAUAGCUUUACGCCACGGGAGAGAAACGCGUUUGUUUCGUGAAUUGAGCUUUGAUUCUCUAUUUCAAAAACGUUUUGCCUCGAGGCUCGGUUUAUGUUGCUUUUAAUCGUUUUGUCUCCAAUCGAAUUAACUCUAGGGGUAAAAUCACUCAGGCGAAAUUCACGAAAUAAAGACAUGUACUAAUUGAUUUUCGUUUAAGACAUACGUUAAAAUGUACAAAAAUUACCACCGACCGUGUUUCACAGUAGAAUUCGGAUUUAUGUUUGAAUGUAACCCGUGACUUGUCAGUACCCGUUUAUGAAUUUAAUUUGAAUUAAAGUGUUAGCGGUAGGUA
Nematostella vectensis (starlet sea anemone) is the source of this 1747-nucleotide messenger RNA. Its product is annotated as homeobox protein HMX3-A. Gene Ontology annotation, cellular component: nucleus. The transcript is spliced from 2 exons. The record is from RefSeq and is a predicted model, not a curated record. Gene Ontology annotation, molecular function: DNA-binding transcription factor activity, RNA polymerase II-specific; RNA polymerase II cis-regulatory region sequence-specific DNA binding. The coding region runs from base 189 to 854 and encodes 221 amino acids. Gene Ontology annotation, biological process: regulation of transcription by RNA polymerase II; cell differentiation. NCBI's taxonomy places the organism in Eukaryota, Metazoa, Cnidaria, Anthozoa, Actiniaria, Edwardsiidae.